This is a messenger RNA of Ilyonectria robusta, 270 nucleotides long. RefSeq lists its product as uncharacterized. Lineage: Eukaryota; Fungi; Ascomycota; Sordariomycetes; Hypocreales; Nectriaceae. The record is from RefSeq and is a predicted model, not a curated record. Bases 62 to 268 code for a protein of 68 amino acids. The transcript has a single exon.
CCCAUCCAACCCAUUCGACCCCCGGCCCGGCGCCGCCUUGGCCCUUGGCACUUGGCAGCACAUGGCCCACGGUCCCAAAGCAUCGUUCCCCCAGGGCCCUUGUCCAGGGCUUGAGAUCCAGUCUCGUCAACCUGCUACACAGCUCUCGCCGGGGGAGGGCAGACUGCUGGAUCCAUCCAUCGUUCCGUGCUCCGUCGCUUUCGCGCUCGUCGCUCGCCUCAUGUCGUAUUCUCGUACACAGCCCGCCAACGCUCGCUGCUCUCGGUGAAU